GUCCGUGGGGCGGGGACGCGGCGGCGGCGGCGGUGGCGGCUCCGUGUCGCCGGAGCCCGAGCGCGCAGGCCCGUCCCGGCGGCCAGGGGGCGGGCGGGGUAGGGGCGCCAUGUGGUUCAUGUACGUGCUGAGCUGGCUGUCGCUCUUCAUCCAGGUGGCCUUCAUCACGCUGGCUGUCGCCGCUGGACUCUACUACCUGGCAGAACUAAUAGAAGAAUACACAGUGGUCACCAGCAGAAUCAUAAAGUACAUGAUCUGGUUCUCCACGGCUGUGCUGAUUGGCCUGUACGUCUUUGAGCGCUUCCCCACCAGCAUGAUUGGUGUGGGCCUCUUCACCAACCUCGUCUACUUUGGCCUUCUCCAGACAUUCCCCUUCAUCAUGCUGACCUCGCCUAACUUCAUCCUGUCGUGCGGACUAGUGGUGGUGAAUCAUUACCUAGCAUUUCAGUAUUUUGCAGAAGAAUAUUAUCCUUUCUCAGAGGUCCUGGCCUAUUUCACUUUCUGCCUGUGGAUAAUCCCCUUUGCAUUCUUUGUGUCACUUUCGGCUGGAGAGAACAUCCUGCCCUCAACCAUGCAGCCUGGAGAUGACGUGGUCUCCAAUUACUUCACCAAAGGCAAGCGGGGAAAACGCUUAGGGAUCCUCGUUGUCUUCUCCUUCAUCAAAGAGGCUAUUCUACCCAGUCGUCAGAAGAUAUACUGACCCCCUUGGGGAGGGCAUGUGGGGACAAGAUCAGGAGAGUUAGGCCCCUGCGCCUCUGUGCUAGUAGGGGCCAGGAACCUGGAGGGCACUACUGCAGGCCUGGACUUCCCUCCCCUCAGUUCUGAAGCCCCAUCCCCACCCUCCUUGGGGCUCAGCUUGGCUUGGAUCCGAUGCUGCCAGGGGCUGUGACCUCAAAGGGCACCAGGAGGGUGGCAGAGCCUACUUAGCCAGAAGGCCAUGUCCCUGGCCCUCCUUCUCCCCUUCCAGUAGGGGCAGCAGGGUAGGGUCUGUGAAGCUGGAGAAGGCUGAUGAUAACUUCUCUGGGCAGAUGGCCAUAGGGACAGCCAUGGCUUGGCAUUUCCAAGAGAAAUGGGUUUUUUUGCUGUUGAACUGUGAUUUUUGUCUAAUUGCUGGUUCCCAUUUGAAUAAAGUUUCUAGGUGGCAUUGUUUGCCUUAAUACCCCAAUAGUUCAUCUUUUCUUCCUGCUAACCUUUGCCUGGACUGAGCAUCUUCAUUCUGCAGGGUCUCCUCUUGUGGGCCUGGGCUUCCCUUCCAAUGGAGCUCUUCUUGUAGCCCUUAGUGAGAAGGGAGCGGAGAUGAGCAGCAGAGCCUGGGUAGGGAGUGGGGUAGGGGUGAAGGCAGUCUUUCUCAUGCACCUCCCUCUUCUUCCAGCUCUUCUUUCCCCAAGGCUCUGUGAUUAUCACGCUGGGAAUAGGAGAGGAGUCAUUUUAGGACUGGGUCUUUCAGGUGUACAUGUACAAUAUCUUAUUUGAGGAAAAGGAGUGGUAUCUGGUAAAAUUCUAUCUCAAGCUCAAGGAAAAAUUAAAAUUGGCUUUCAGGAAGCCUGGGCUAUAGCCUGUUUUUUUAAGAAAUGGGGUUGUUGGGCUAGGCUGUCUGUCACUCUAAGCACAUGAGGUCUCUGUUGUGUGUGCUCCUGGCUCCUGACACCUAAAAAGGCAGGCUACAGCAUUUGUUGACCCUGCACUCCCAACUACAGUGCCUUGCAAGUGCUUAACAAAUACAUAUUGGAAUGAAAUCUCCAUGACAGCCGUCACCUGCCAUGUCCUAUACCUCACAGUAAGUCUGGCAGGAACAGAGAUGGACUGCACAUGUGGCACCUCUAUGCUACUGGAAAGACCCGUGUGCUUGAAGACUUUCUGUGACAUGCCUGAAGUCCUUCAUGGCCCUUCAAUUUACUUUUCCACUUCUGUUCUCUUAAAAAGGUCAGCCUUCCCCUUUCCCUGGGAGGACUGGCACAUUUUAGUCUUCUCAUGGGAGAGAGGUUGCCAGGCCCUUUUCUGCUAUGCAGAUGGGUAGAUAAGGUAAGGGGCACAAAACACUGUCCUCAUUGAUGGCUGACAGUGGCCCCAGUUCUCCUGUGCUAUCCUUUUCUUUGUUACUCUGAUGGUGUGGUUUCACCCCUUUCCUUCACUCUACCACCAGUCAGUGCUCCCAGGACCAUCCAGGGAUCUUCACAGGCUAAAUCCUGUGGAAUUCUCACACCCUUAACACCAGGUGGCAUGGCUUAUUACUGCCUGCUUCUUGAAUUAUACUUUCCUGGUACUUCUGUGGCUGGCUGGCCCUCUACCUCUGGCUGUCUACAGUCUCUUGUGCAGGCUUCUCUCCUUGCCCCAGGCACAUUGGGGCCUCUCAGGGUUCUGUUUUGGGUCCCUGGAGAAGCCCAUCAAUGUUGAUGGCUUCAGGGACUCUGGAGGAACACAGCAUUGACCUCCAGCCCCAGCAUCCCUCCUAUCUUCUGAAGUUCUGUCUCCUGGGUACACAAAUAACACAUCCAUGGCCCAGACGGCAUCUGCUGCAGUCCUCCAUCACCUUAUCCCUUUGGAACCUGCGUUGGCCCUAGGAUCAUUCAAGAGCCAGAUGGAACAUUUGCUUUCUAUCCUCACAUUCUCAUUUUCAUACAGCCAGUCUCUGAAAACUGUCAAGUCUAUCCUAACAUCUCUUGGUUUGAGCCAUUCCCACAGUCAUCAACUUUCCCUUGGUUUAUUGGGCAACCUCCUAUACUUAUCCCAUGCCAGCUGGAGUUCUUUCUAAAAUGUACAACUGACCAAGUCACUCCUAGUCUAAAACCUUCUAUGGCUCCCACUGCCCUUAGGAUAAAGUCCAGACCCCUUGAUGUGGCUUGAGACUCCUAGCAGCAACCCUGCUAACCUCUCUGGCCUCAUCACUUGCCUUUUUGUGCUAUGGGUCUCAGCUUCUGGAAUACAGAGAUACUGUAGUUCUCUUGCCACUUCGAUUCUCCUUUCUACUAAUCACAUUGGUACUUUCUCAAGUUAUUAGAUUUUACUUCCUCCAAGAAGCUUUGAAUAUCUCCUCCCCUCUCCCCACUUGCAUUGCACCCCACAGAUCAUUCCAGGCUUGUUUGCCUGCUUUAUGAUCUGUCUCCCAACUAGGCUGUAAGCUCCUUGAGGGCAGGGACUAUUCUUGGAUUUUUGUAUCAACAGUGCCUAGUUUGUUACUUGGCACAUGAAAAGCACUCAAUAAAUGUUUGUUUAAUGAA
Perognathus longimembris pacificus (Pacific pocket mouse) is the source of this 3218-nucleotide messenger RNA. It is a transcript of the gene Tex261, whose product is annotated as testis expressed 261. Gene Ontology annotation, molecular function: COPII receptor activity. The transcript is spliced from 6 exons. The coding region runs from base 110 to 700 and encodes 196 amino acids. Lineage: Eukaryota; Metazoa; Chordata; Mammalia; Rodentia; Heteromyidae. The record is from RefSeq and is a predicted model, not a curated record. Gene Ontology annotation, biological process: endoplasmic reticulum to Golgi vesicle-mediated transport. Gene Ontology annotation, cellular component: COPII-coated ER to Golgi transport vesicle; endoplasmic reticulum membrane; Golgi membrane.